Molecule: messenger RNA, 1694 nt
Organism: Zootoca vivipara (common lizard)
Lineage: Eukaryota; Metazoa; Chordata; Lepidosauria; Squamata; Lacertidae
Gene: TRAPPC2
Product: trafficking protein particle complex subunit 2
Biological process (GO): endoplasmic reticulum to Golgi vesicle-mediated transport
Source: RefSeq, a predicted model, not a curated record
UACGCGCCGGAUGUUUUGGAGGGGAGAGCCUCGCUACCUUCUGUUUUCUCCUCUUCCUGUAUCUGCUUUCUGGACCUCAGGAAGAAUAUCUUAAUCAUGUCUGGAAGCUUCUACUUUGUAAUUGUGGGUCACCAUGAUAAUCCAGUGUUUGAAAUGGAAUUUCUACCAGCUGGUAAAGUAGAAUCUAAGGAUGACCAUCGCCAUCUCAAUCAGUUCAUAGCUCAUGCUGCUCUUGACCUAGUAGAUGAGAACAUGUGGCUGUCUAAUAAUAUGUACCUGAAGACCGUGGACAAGUUUAAUGAAUGGUUUGUUUCUGCUUUUGUCACAGCAGGACAUAUGAGAUUUAUAAUGCUUCAUGAUGUAAGGCAAGAAGAUGGAAUCAAAAACUUCUUUAGUGAUGUCUAUGACUUGUAUAUAAAGUUUGCAAUGAAUCCAUUUUAUGAACAGAAUUCUCAGAUUCGAUCAACUGCAUUUGACAGAAAAGUCCAGUUUCUUGGGAAAAAGCAUCUUUUAAGUUGAGUUACUAUAACUGUAUUAGAACCUAAAUAGCCUGCUGUAUAUCUGACGUUUCUGAAGCUAUUAGGCUAAUCUUUCCAAAACACACACACUUAAGGUCAUCUGUUACCUUGUAUGAAAACCAAUUUCAGGAGCCUAACAGAUGUCUUUAUUGUAGGUGAUCACUCUAGUUGUGAAACAUUUGUAUAUAUCAAAAUUAAUUUUAAAAAUUGAAUAUUUAAAGCAGCACCUCUGCUAGCUUGGCAAAAGGUUAAAUGAAGAAGCUAGGUUUUUUAAAUAACUAAAGCAAGCCAGACCUCAGGAUCUUUAGAUCAGUGUGAAAGCAUUCAGUUCAGGGCUAUGUCAGUAUUAAGACUAACCAGAUUACAGAAUGGUGUGUUGAAAUGAAAAAGGUAUGGAUAGCAGAACAGAAACACAACUACCCCUAAACACAUAGUUACAAGUGAAUCGCCUCAGUUCAACUUGCUACCAUUUUAUUGGAAUAAUUGAGCACAUAGGUGGGCAGAAACACACUAUUUGCUUACAAGUGACUUCAUUAUCACGUGCACAUGUGAAUGAAGCAACAGGAUGCAAAAAGGGCAAUGUGUUUUCCCUGUAAAAAGCAUCUUGAGACUUAUUUGUAGUAACUUGCUACUCCUCAAGUUUUUACUCAAAGUAUUAACACCAAGCAACUUAACUGAAGCUUUAAAGGUCAGAACUAAAUCCCACUACUUUGUUUUCUAUAAAACACUUAUUAUAUUGGGGACAGUCCAAUCAAGUUAAGCACUAUCCAUCCUAUUCUAGGUAGAUUGAAUAGCCUGUAUUCUUAAUCCUCUAAGUUUGACAUCAGUGAUGUGUACUGUAUAUGAAAGACCAUAUAGCCUUAGCCUGGAAGAGUAAGGAAGAAAGCCAAAAACAUCUAUAGGUAGUCUGGCUCUCACUAAAGCCUUACAUUAAAUAACUCAUAUGUUUCACUUAAGAAUUUGCUUAAGCCUAUUGAAGUUUCAUUGUGCUACAUUCCUACUGAGGUGUUACAUUUCACUAUGUAAACAUACUGAAGUGAUAGGAUAACAUAUGUGAUGUUUGAUUCAUUUGCAGAGAAUAACAUUCCAAAUAAAAUGUAAAUUUAUAAUAUAUGCAUUGAUGCUCUCUGAAUGGGUCAUUAGGUUUUUCGGUUCAUUAAACUAUUCUGAUAUUAA